GUAACCGUUGAUAGUCGUAUCAUUGUGUAAUGAUACCCAUGCAUAUUGCAAAUUUAAUCCUGAAGUUUCGUCCCUUAAGGCUCUUGACCAUAAGAGGGCUUCUGAAAUUGUUGAUCUAGAGUCAGACUGUGAAAAUGAUGAGUACAAGAUAUGAGGGCUAAAUCAAUUACUCUCUCAUGAACUCAACUUUGAACACCAAUAAGGAUCCUACUUGUUCUACCAUCAAAUCCCUCGCCCCAGAAUAUCUCAUCAUCUGUUCCCCUCUUCUCAAAGGAUGCACGCUAAAAGAGAAACUCUGGCUCGAAUUUUUGGUUAAUGUUCCUACCGACAUUAUCUGGAGCAAUUCUGCAUUCCAAAGUCUAGUUCUUCCGCCAUCACAAAAGGAACUGAUUCACGCCAUCGCAACUUCUCAGAUCUCAGACUCUUCGGAGUUCGAUGGUGUGAUUAGCGGCAAGGGCAAAGGCAUAAUUUUUCUACUUUCGGGUGGCCCUGGUAUUGGGAAAACCUUGACUGCAGAAUCUGUCGCCGAGCAAAUGCAGUUUCCACUCUAUAUGCUUUCGGCCGGGGACUUGGGCACAGAAUCUCAAGAUUUUGAGUCAAAUUUGCGUUCAGUCCUUCAAAUGGCCACCUGUUGGAAUGCGGCCCUAUUGUUGGAUGAAUGUGAUGUUUUCCUUGAGGCACGAACUUCAAAACCACUUGAGCGCAACAAGAUCGUUUCGAUAUUCUUACUAACGCUGGAAUAUUAUGAAGGAAUUUUGUUCAUGACCACAAAUCGUGUAAGCAAUAUUGAUCUUGCUUUCAAAUCACGCAUUCAUUUUUAAUAAGUAUGGAUUACAAGGAUUUGGACAAGAAUGCUAGAGAGAAAACUUGGAAAAACUUUCUAUCGUUUGAAGGUCACGAACAAUAUCAUCAAAUUACUGAUAUUGAGGUUGAAAAAUUGGCGGACUCAAACAUCAAUGGAAGACAAGUUAAGAAUGUCUUGAAGACGGCUAAGUUACUCGCGAGGUAGUCACAAAGGCGAGUUUCUCGAGCUCGAACACAUUUGAACCGUUAUGAGCGUGGAGGGGAAUUAAGUAUGCAUGCAUAUUCCUGUGCAUGUUCUGAAUGGUCUGGUACCAGCUUGGGAUCAUAGGAGGUAGAUUUGACGAGUCUCUAGCCUCGGCCCUAGUAAGUUUAAGAUAUUUCUGGACAAUACACGCGCGUUUAAUUUUCAAUUUUUGAGAGAGCUUCAUAAAUUCAAUUCCACCAUAAACGACAACGCUAAAUGAUAAUCCACUAAUUUCUCA
Botrytis cinerea B05.10 is the source of this 1286-nucleotide messenger RNA. RefSeq lists its product as hypothetical. The record is from RefSeq and is a predicted model, not a curated record. Gene Ontology annotation, molecular function: ATP hydrolysis activity; ATP binding. Bases 177 to 821 code for a protein of 214 amino acids. The transcript has 2 exons. NCBI's taxonomy places the organism in Eukaryota, Fungi, Ascomycota, Leotiomycetes, Helotiales, Sclerotiniaceae.